AUGGCGGCCGACGCACCUCUCCCCGAACUGGGGGAGCAAAAGGCCGAGAUUACGAUUCAAGAAUCACGGGUACUGGUGAUCAUGACCGGCGGCACGAUCUGCAUGCAGCAGUCGCCAUCCGGGUUCGUGCCAGCCAGAGGGUUCCAAGAGAAAUGCAUGGCGCGGGUGCCGACGUUCAACGACGGCUCGCCGUUAACACCAAUGAACGUGGUAGCUAAUGCAGCCGGCGAGCUCAAGGCACAUCCCAGUCUCCGUACGCCGGUGACAGCCUACGGCCGGCAGGUACGGUACACCGUCUUCGAGUUUGAAGAACUGUUGGACAGCAGCUCCAUCAACGCCAAGGGAUGGGCGGAGAUCGCGGAGACCAUCUCCCGGAACUACACGCUCUUCGAUGGGUUUGUGGUUUUACACGGCACAGACAGUCUGGCGUACACCUGCUCCGCACUCAGCUUCAUGCUCCAGAACCUGGGGAAGCCUGUUGUCCUGACGGGGUCACAGGCGCCGAUGCUGCAGCUGCAGAAUGAUGCCACAGAUAACCUGCUCGGGUCGCUGGUGGUGGCGGGCCAUUUUAUGAUUCCCGAGGUGUGUCUGUACUUCAACAACAAACUCUUCCGUGGUAAUCGGUCCACCAAAGUUGCUGCGAGCGAUUAUGCGGCCUUUGAUGCGCCCAACUGUCCGCCGCUGGCGGUGACGACUUCCAUGCGCACGAAUGUCAAUUGGGAUAUGGUGCAUCGCCCGACGAGUCUGGAGCAUUUCAAUAUCCAGACGAAUCUCGAUACCACCCACGUUGCGUGUCUGCGCAUCUUCCCCGGAAUCAAGCCGGAGAUGGUGGAUGCAGUGCUCAAACUGGAUGGACUGCGUGGGCUGGUCCUGGAGACAUUUGGAGCUGGCAAUGCCCCAUCGGGGCAGGAUAAUGCCAUGACCAACGUGCUGGCCAGCGCGAUCAAGAGGGGUAUUGUGAUUGUGAAUGUCACCCAAUGUCUUACGGGAAGCGUCAGCCCUGUCUACGCGCCGGGCAUGAGUCUCUCGAAGGCCGGGGUGGUCGCCGGGCUAGAUAUGACUACCGAGGCAGCUCUCACGAAACUAGCUUAUCUACUCGCCCUACCCGGGUCGACGCCUGAGAACGUGGCUAAGAAUAUGUCGAUCUCAUUGCGGGGCGAGCUUACCGAGAUGUCGCAGCCGGUCUUCCGGCAUCCAGAUGGUGCUCUACCGGGGCGGGUACAGACCCUUACUGCAAUGGGGUACGCCAUUGCGCACGGCGACCUGGAGCGGGUAAAAGCGAUCAUGAAAUCAGAGCAGCACUGGCUGCUGAACGACGCCGAUUACUCGGGCAACACUCCGAUUCAUCUGGCCGCCACCUCACCAGCUAUCGCCAUACUGCAUUUCCUCCUGUCGCAGGGCGGAUCGGUCCACCUCCGCAAUCGCGCCGGUCGUACGCCGCUGUUCCUGGCGGCCAAUGCAGGACUGUCGGAACAGGUCCUGCUGCUACGUAAAUCCGGGGCGCAUCUGCAUUCAGAUGAGCGACCGGCCGCAGAGUUGCUGGCGCGCCGGCGGCCGGGCGUCUGGGGAUUGGCGGGGAUUGGGCCAGGGGAAGGCGAGGUGGCCGAGGACUGGGCCGGGCAGCGAAUCAUGGCGGGUUCGGCGCCGUCGUGA
Messenger RNA from Penicillium lagena, 1653 nucleotides. Its product is annotated as putative lysophospholipase. The transcript has 3 exons. Bases 1 to 1653 code for a protein of 550 amino acids. Gene Ontology annotation, molecular function: asparaginase activity; protein binding. Lineage: Eukaryota; Fungi; Ascomycota; Eurotiomycetes; Eurotiales; Aspergillaceae. The record is from RefSeq and is a predicted model, not a curated record.